Messenger RNA from Ectocarpus sp. CCAP 1310/34, 2147 nucleotides. The record is from the annotation of a GenBank genome assembly. Lineage: Eukaryota; Phaeophyceae; Ectocarpales; Ectocarpaceae.
UCGUGGAGAACCCGGACGAGGCGCUAGCAACCGACAACAAGAAGGGGUACGCCAUGAGACAGGCGUCCGCCAUCUUGACCUUCGUGUCGCUAGAGAUUGCUGAUGGACUUCACCCCAUCAAGCACAGCGAGGUUGCGGCGCUUCCGGUCGGCGUGACCGGUAAAGUGGUUCGGGCGUGGGUGCGUGAUUUUGUCAACGGCAAGAGGUUCAAGGUUCGCGUGCGGGACUACGCUGCUCGCAACCUGCUCUCGGUAAUCAACGACGAGGACUUUCGCGAAGAGUCGCGCGAGUGGCUGGACGCCAAGAUAUACGGCCGCAAGGAGGGGGAGCCGCAGCUACGUGUUCGGGACUUGCAGAAGCAUCUCAACGACACCGCGCUCAAGCCUUACAUGGAAGAGGGUGCGCGGGGAAUCUCCUUCGACACGGUGCACAGAUGGCUGCAGGACUUGGGCUUCCGUUGGCGGCGACACCGAAAGUGUGUCUACGCAGACGGUCACAACCGCCCCGACAACAUCAGGAGGAGGAUGGGUUACGUGACGGAGAUGCAGGAGCACCAGAAGCGUACAGUCAAGCUCGCAAAGAUCGGUGAGGGCCCGGAAGCCGAGGAGGUUGCUCUUUGGCCUGCGGUGUUCGAGAGUGCGGGGGGCGAUCCUCUGGGGGAAGGGAGCACAUGGAUGCACGUUCAGCUCGAAGGCGAGUGCGGCUGGGAGAAGCAGCAUAACCUCAGGACGAGCGGAAAGCUCGAAGAGCUUCCGGUCGACGAGAGACUCGAGCUGUGGUGCACGGAGCGGCAGCGUGUUCCAGCCCAACCGCUGCCGCCCGGGUUUCGCUUGCUGGAACCGAGGGAGGUGAUGGAGGUGGUGUACCACGACGAGUGCGCCUACAAGCAGAACGACAGCGGCGGGGCAGCGUGGGAGAACGAUGAAAAGGGCGCAGCGAUGAGCCCGAAAAACGAGGGCGCCGCUGUCAUGGUGUCGGACUUGAUCGGCGAGGAACGCGGGCAGCUGGACAUCCCCGCUGAGGUGUACGCGAUCAUGCAGGAACACGGGACAAUGCCGAAGAUGGAGAUUACGGAUGAAGGAGCUACGCUCUCCCGCAGCGACACCUACGUCGGGCGUUGCAAGCCGUGCGAAGAGUACCCCGACGGCAUGAAGACGAAGAAGGUGUCUGAUGCUGUUCACUCGCUCGAGCGCGUUCUUUCGGAGCUGAACAUCGACUGCAAGGAAUCUGGGCCCGAGUACAACCUUGCGCGCUCGGCCAGGAUCAUCCUCCGGGUCGGCAAGAACCUCGACGGAUACUGGGAUAGCAACCGCUUGUGCGUGCAGCUUGAGGCCAUAUUCGCGGCGUUCGAGAUCUCGAGGGAACCAGGCCGACAGAUGCUCGCAGUCUUUGACAACUCCACCGGGCACAACGCAUACAGCCCCGACGCCUUGAGGGCGCAGAACAUCCGAGCCUCACCAGGGGGCGAGCAGAUCCCCCCCCGCAACUUCGAGUACAACGGCAGAACGAUCUACACGACGUUUCGGGAGGGCGACGUGCUGUGCUUCAGAUCCAGCCCCUUCGCUCGAAAGACGGAGGCGGAGGCCGUGGCCAAGAAACGACACGGGAAAAGGUUGGGAGUGUUCCCGAUAGGAACGGUUGUCAAACGGGGGACCAGCUCGGAGAAGCUGAUUGGUGUCGCCAAGGGGAUGAAGGAGAUUCUGGAGGACAUGGGGCUGUACAAGCUAGCCAGCGAAACGAAAGCGCCACCGCUGCUGUGCCAAAGGUGCAAAGACGAGGCUAAGGCCAAGCGGGACAAGUCAACGAUGUACAACAAGGGGGGGGAGAGCCGGCAGCAGGCGCUCGAAGGCGAAGGAGACUCCGAUGAUUCGGACGAAGACAGCGAGGAAGGUGGUGCUCGCGAUGCAGCCAGAACAUCGAGAAGAUGCUGCUGCCAGCGAAUCAUCAGCGAGGUCAAGACCUUCAAGGAGCAGAUGAAUCGGGUCGAGGAGCUGCUCGAAGCUGCUGGGCACGCAUGCAUUUUCCUCGCCAAGCGAGUGAAUUUUUUUGGGGCGGAGAUGUGUCUAUGGGUAGAAUAUCUAGAUAUCUGCAAUACGCCCAUGUGGUUCGAUUCUAAUCGUAUAAUGCUGCUCAGACUCUUGCGCUAA